GGAGAUGAUUGCAGGUGACACGAAAUGCCUGUGUAGUAUCUUCAACAAUACAGAGCUUUUGAAGAAAUUCGAAGUUACACAAGAAGAUCUUUUGAAGCUUCCAAAGGGUUGUGGACUCAGCGUUGAUAUUGCUCUGUGUAACAAAGGUACUGAUGGCAACUCUACUGACACGAAAAAUUCAGUAAAUGGACUCUCUCCUUUCAGUGGACUUGGUUUUAUUGCUACAUUUGUAGCUCUUUUGUCAGCAUUAAUCUAGGUUCAUUAGUUCUUAUAAAUUAAA
This is a messenger RNA of Telopea speciosissima, 280 nucleotides long. Its product is annotated as non-specific lipid transfer protein GPI-anchored 9-like. Lineage: Eukaryota; Viridiplantae; Streptophyta; Magnoliopsida; Proteales; Proteaceae. The transcript is spliced from 2 exons. The record is from RefSeq and is a predicted model, not a curated record. The coding region runs from base 5 to 256 and encodes 83 amino acids.